Molecule: messenger RNA, 1119 nt
Organism: Gymnodraco acuticeps
Lineage: Eukaryota; Metazoa; Chordata; Actinopteri; Perciformes; Bathydraconidae
Gene: star2
Product: steroidogenic acute regulatory protein 2
Exons: 7
Coding region: 13-858 (281 amino acids)
Biological process (GO): intracellular cholesterol transport; regulation of steroid biosynthetic process; steroid biosynthetic process
Cellular component (GO): mitochondrial intermembrane space; mitochondrion
Molecular function (GO): cholesterol transfer activity; cholesterol binding
Source: RefSeq, a predicted model, not a curated record
CAGACUGACACCAUGCUGCCUGCUGUUGUAAAGCUCUGCUGUGGAAUCUCCUACCCCCAUCUGAGGAGUCUGGCAGGACUUCAACGCACAGCUGUGGCAGUGAUAGGCAAGGAGCUCACACACCUGCAGAGAUGGGGACGGGUCCAACCUCACAUGAGCACACAUGGUGGAAUCAAGUAUAAUGCGCCUGGACCCGAAGAUGUAAAGCCUUUGAAAGAAGAUCAAGACUUUUGUGUAAAACAAGGCCAAGAAGCAAUGAGGAAAGCUCUCUGCAUGCUGGAAGACACAAAAGGAUGGAAGGUCGAGUUCACAGAGAGCGAAGGAGAAGUUAUUUGCAGCAAAGUAGUGGCGGGGGCCGGGAAGGUCUUCAGGCUGGAGGCGGUGCUGGAAGCCAGCGUGGAGGAGCUCUACGACCUCCUGUUUGUCAGAGUGGAGGAGAUGCACCAGUGGAACCCGAGCAUACAGCAGAUCAAAGUUCUGAAGCAUGUUGGGCCUGAAACAAUAAUCACUCACGAGGUUUCAGCCGAGACAGCGGGAAAUCGUAUUGGCCAAAGGGAUUUCCUGAGUGUCAGACACAGUCGCAAACAGAAGUCCAGCGUUUAUCUUGGAGGAGCAGCGAUUCAGCUGGCGUCCUUCCCACCUCAGGCAGGCUUUGUGAGAGCUGAGGAUGGACCAACCUGCAUAAUCAUUCAGGCUUUGGGCGAUGAAACAGGAAAAAGCCGCUUCACAUGGCUUCUUAAUAUGGACGUCAAGGGCUGGCUGCCAAAGUCCAUUGUCAAUCAGGCUUUGCCCCGGGCACAGCUGGAUUUCACCAGACACCUUCGCAGACGUCUCACAGCGAGGGCCACCCUGGGCUAGCUGAGCUUGUGUGACACCGCACCGCAGGAGCACUCCUAUCACUCUCUGGGGACGGUUGGGAGAUGGAGGCACAGUGACAGCCUCCAGAGCAUGACAGAAAGUAACUGGUGCCGCUGGCUUAUAAUAGGAAAUAAUGUCAGCGUGUGCCACUCAAACCUCAACAUUUCCUGCUUAGGAUUCAUCCAUUGUCUGUUGACACCGACUAACUGAAUGAGUGCCUGCACUUGAAUGGACAACAUUAAUAAAGUGUUUUUUGCCUGA